Messenger RNA from Prunus armeniaca (apricot), 666 nucleotides. Lineage: Eukaryota; Viridiplantae; Streptophyta; Magnoliopsida; Rosales; Rosaceae. The record is from the annotation of a GenBank genome assembly.
AUGGAGCUAGCUAAUUUUGCUAAUCUACUGGUGAGUACACAGAAGCCUAUGAGAAGACAAUUCGCCUGGGCUUUGUGUUGUUCUUGUUGUGAGAAUUGGAUGCUCUGCAGUGAUAUAGGAUUUAUAACACCAUCUGACACCUCCAACCACAAUGACAAGGAUCACAUUAGUGCAUUGCCUGAUGAUGUUCUUCAUACAAUUGUUAACUUGCUGAGUAUGAGAGAUGCGAUACGCACUAGCAAGUUAUCACGAAGGUGGAAGAACAUUUAUGCACACAAGUCAAGACUGGAAUUUGAUUGGCCUAACAUAAUUUCGAAUUACGCAAACACAUAUACUCAUGGAAUGGUUUCCAUUAGGAAUGUGAGAUAUUUCCAAAGAAGCAUAGAAGCAGUCUUGGCUUCACAUUCGGGAACCAAGAUUGAAUCCUUCAAGGUUCAAUGCUGCAUUGGAAACGAGCAUCCUCGUUACUUCAAAGGCUGGAUCAACUUUUCUGUAACCCUUGAGCUUGCCUUCAGUUGUGACGAAUUAUCGGAGCGUACUGAUUGGACAACAAUUGACUGUUAUAACUUUCCUACACAUCUGCUUCUGAUCAGUGGUGAAGGAUCAAAACUGAGGCAUCUCUCCUUGCGUACAUGCAAACUGAGGGCAGAUAAUAUAUUUUGUUGA